This is a messenger RNA of Peromyscus leucopus (white-footed mouse), 8139 nucleotides long. It is a transcript of the gene Nckap5, whose product is annotated as NCK associated protein 5. The record is from RefSeq and is a predicted model, not a curated record. NCBI's taxonomy places the organism in Eukaryota, Metazoa, Chordata, Mammalia, Rodentia, Cricetidae. Gene Ontology annotation, cellular component: microtubule plus-end. Gene Ontology annotation, biological process: microtubule bundle formation; microtubule depolymerization.
GCUACACAUGCCACUGACAGAGGACAGCUUUGUGGAGUCAUUUCUCAGUACCUUGCAACAAGGUACUAAGCAACAAGUACCUUGCCUUCCCUGCUGAGCUACCUUGCUGGCCACUUUACUUUGGAUUUUAUUUGACUUUUAAAUUUUAUUUCUCAUAUCUUUCCUUUAAAUUUCAUUUAAAUGUUUAGGUUUUAACUGUAUUAUAUUUAACUUUAAAUUUUUUUAUUUUAUUUAUGAGAGUGGAAGUACACCAUUACAAUGUUGGGGAUCAGAGAAACUUUGCCAGCAUUCUGCCCAGGGAGCAAACAAACAAAUCACAUUUUUGCAAAUGCACACAGAAUUUCGCCCUACAGUUUCUGGGAGCCCUUCCUUUUAUUCGGAGUUGAGAAACUUUAGUCUCAGAGUUUAUCGCAGAAAGUUGCAAAUCAAGACAAUCCGCCUGGAAGAAACGUUAGCCAGGUAGGGAGCUCGCGGUAAGACUUGCAAGGAAACUCAAGACGUGGUUAAUCCCCACGUACUUGUGAAUCAUCCAGCCACACAGAGGAGUUGGAGCAGGUGGCCGCCUUGCGCUUCAAACUGUCCCCAAGCUCCAGCUUCUGCAACCUAUUCAGCGUCCACCGGGGAGAGGACCCUCUCACUUUUUCAGAUCAUAGAGAGCCAAGCUCCCUCGGGCCAACUUGACUCUGUGGGGAUCACUUCACUCGCGUAUCACAGGAAUCCAUUCCCAGACACCGAAUUCCCUGCAGAAGAGAUCCUCUUGCCUCCCCACCCCCUCCUUUCUUUUUGACAGUCAGUUAAUAAAGACUCAACAGUAAGCAGCUCCCAGUGAUGUCAUCUGGGACUUUGUCCAUAGCGCCUGUAUUUACAAGCUCGGAGCAACCACAGAGCCGCAGCCCGGGGCUCCCAGGUCUCUGCACACUCGCCCUGGAUCCCAAGCUGGACCGCUGGCUCUGCGCGGCAGAUCUUCAAGAAAACCCAGAGUUCUUCCUCCAAGUGUGUUUUCGGAUGUUUCGCAAGUAAACAGGAUCGCUGCGGGAGGACAGCGCUGGAGAGCAGAGCGGCUGUGGGGAGCUUUGCAGUUCCUGGCUCCAGGACCUUGUGAUUUCCAUUCACCAAAGGGAAGAGCUCACUCCAAUGGCCGUGGAGACAGACGGGGGAUUCUUAUAAAUUGCAAAGGAAAAUACAUCACUCACCCAUGGAGGGGAAGAGGCAGCUGUGUAAAAGGGACUUUGGCAAAAGACUCUCUCUGGACAGCAGUCUUGUGGAAUACAUGGACUCGAAUAAGUGCAUCGAGCAUCUGCUGACGCAACUCAGGGAGCAACAGCGAAGUCUCUGGCGGGAGAAGUUGGCUGUGGCCAGGCUGCAGAGAGAAGUUGCCCAAAGGACAAACCAAGGGGCCAUGCAUGAGAAGCUGAUACAUGAGUUGGAAGAGGAACGACAUUUACGGCUACAGAGUGAGGAGCGGUUGAGGGAGGUGACCCUGGAGUCAGAGCGCAACAGGAUCCAGAUGCGUGGCCUGCAGCAGCAGUUUUCCAGGAUGGAGGAAACUGUCCGAAGUCUGUUGCAGAGCCAAGGGUCUCCAGAGCAGAAAAGGGAAGAACCUGCCAAGAUCACGACUUACCAGGAAAGAGUGCCUGAGGAAGAGAGAAAACACCAUGAAGCACUGAGUGACCUCCAUGCAGCAGUGGAUGAAGACUCAAGAAGUGAGAUCAGCAGUGCGGACGAGGGAAAAGAAAACACCAGGCUUCUCCUAAAGAGACUGAAGGCUCUGGAGGCGGAGAAUUCGGCACUGGCGCUGGAAAAUGAGAAUCAAAGAGAACAGUAUGAGAGAUGUCUUGAUGAGGUAGCCAACCAAGUCGUUCGAGCUCUACUCACUCAAAAGGAUCUGAGGGAAGAAUGUGUAAAGUUGAAAACCAGAGUGUUUGACUUGGAACAACAGAACCGAGCGCUUAGCAUCCUGUUCCAACAGCGAGUCAGACCGGCUUCUGAUGUGUUCCUCCAGAAACUUCACUCACGUGUCAUAGACCUCUCAUCUGGAGAGUUGCUCUCAGAGGCAGGACAGGGCCAGAGUUUGACAUCUCUGUGGGCAGAUAUUGAGCUGCAUGAACACCUCCAGAAUGCCAAGUCAGGAACCCCCGCCUUGAAACACUCUGGCUCGGGGUUAGUCAUCCCCGAUCACCUCUGUCCUGGAAACAGCUGCAGCAGCAGUGAGCUGUCCCUGUCCAGCACCUGCAGUGAGUGCUCCAGUGGUGCCUCCCACACGUGGCAGGACAGGAAGCUCCUUGGGAAAAGGCAAUCAUCACAGAACUGGGAUAAAAGACUGAAUAUCGAUUCUUCGCUCCCGAGUGGCUUUGCCAGCCCUGCAGAUGAACUACCUCCAACCCGUAUCAAAGAAAGCCACAUUUUGGAAGGGCUGAGGAAGCUCCAGAAGCGGAAAGUGUUACUGGAACCACCGUCGGUGAUAACCAAGUGGGGUUAUAAGGAUUGUAUGAACUCCAAUGAAGGCAUCUAUUCUCCAGGAAUUAAAACUAGCAACCUCAAGGAGUCUCCCCACUGCCAGCCACCUGGCCUAGGGAUCCCCUGCAAGGACCUCCAUCAUUCCUUCACAUAUGAUGCCAAUUCUCAUGAGAAUACAGAUGAGGAGUCUCUACCCUCAGCUUUGCUACAAACCGCUCCAGGCCAGGGCCACAAGAUGCAGGGUGGUAAAUUAACCCACAGUGUUUCAGACAGUCUAUUUAGCUGGGAGCCACAUGGAAAAUAUUUUUCAGAAGGUACAGCCUCAGUGUAUACAAGAGAAAUGCCUGAAAGGCUAGUUCGUUGUGCUAGCCACUGUCCCUUGGAGAGGAAGCUAUGCCCCAGCAUGCACCUGCCCUGGGUGCAGAGGGACAGGGACCCACAUGGCCAUGGUCAUGGCCGCGUGGCCCUGACCCUUCAGCUUUCAGACACUGACGACUGUGACACCCUAAAUGAGCUGCACAUAGAGAGCAGUGAUGAGAGAAGCCCUUCAGACCUGUCACUGACGGGGGACACUGACAAGUCCAUGGAGAACCUCGAGGUGGGAUCGGGAAAGUCUGAAUGUGGCUCUUGCGAUGUGGAGGAAGAAGAAUGUCCCACCCACUUAGAGACAAAGCCAAAGACCUUCGGUUUCAUCAGGCAGCAAAGGGUUGUCAAGAGGACCUCUUCAGAAGAAUGUGUCACAGUCGUAUUUGAUGCAGAAAAUGGAGAGCCCGUUGAAUUCAGCUCCCAUCAGACUGGGAUUGUCACUGUGACCAGGGAUGAAAUUUCCAUCAACUCCACCCCUGCUGGGCCCUCAGAACUCACUCAACUUUCACCUCAGGGAAUUACUCAUUUACAGCCAGGAGCUACUGCAAGAGACUGUCCUUUUCGGAAGAGACCUGAAGAGGAGACUCGAAAAAACAUUCCAAAAGACAAGAACAGUAUUGCCACGGCUCUAACCGACUCCUUUGGCUCUCGGACUACAGUAACUCAGAACUCCUCACGACCAGUUAUCACCAAACCAACACAAGGCGGAGCCUGGCAGAGUAAUUCUAGACCUGGGGCCAACACGGGUGUCUGUGCAAAGCAAGGUCUGACGAAAAUUCCUUCCAGAGCCAAGUCUUCGCCUCAGAAAUCAAAACAGGCAGAGCCUGUGCCCGCCAUGCUCAUCCCCUCCAGUGCCCUAGUGGCUCUUGAAAAGACACCAGCAUCCCCUCCAGGGAAGCUUGCACAAUGCACUAAGAUGGAGAGCCCAGGUUCUCUCCGUGACACACACCCAGAAUCACACAUUCCGAAGCAACCCACCCAGCUUCCUCAUGUUCCCAGUAAUGUUUCCAAUAAGAAGAACUGGGUCCAAUGUCCCAAGAGUCAGGCUCCAGGGAUCCAGUCACAGCACCUCAUAGGGAGUGGUGACUGUGGUGAGUCCCCCAUGAAGGCCAAACGCUGUGGCUCUGGGCCAGAGUCAAGAGUGAGGUCUCCCUCCCCUCCACCCCCUCCAGGGAGGUCAGUCUCCCUCCUGGUCAGAUCCAGUUAUGACCAUACACCACUGCCAUCACCUGGCAGACCCGAGACUAGAGGCCCUAGAGACGCUGUAAGUGCGAGGCUGAAAUCUCCACUGUUGAAAGGAUCCUCUGUUCCUGUCAUCUCCUCCAGUCCAGCUGUGUCAGAACUGCAGCAGAAGAAGCCUUCUUUGGCCUCCAAAAAGCCUGCCUUCCCUCCAGAUCUUCCCCCUACAGAUGCAGUGGUGUAUACCCAAUACCCUGAACACACAUCCUCCAGCUCAUUUGCUGCGAUGGCUCCAGGGCCUCCAAAGGUCUCUCCAAAGAGAGGCAUCUCCAAACCUUCCCCUCACCAAGCACUUGGAACCACACACAUGGACGCUGAGUUACAGACACCCAAGACUGGUCCUUCAACCUAUGAACUCCUAGAGGGAGCAUCCUCUAAAAGCCUGUCUCCAGGGAGAAAAGGACAGUUGAGUGCCAGCUCUGUGAUACCCCACAGGCCUUCCUUCUCAGGGGCGAAUGAGUCCUUGACACCUCAGGUUAACAGUCCCUCCCCAUCUUCCUCAUCCUGCAGAAGCCAGGACACAUCACAAAGCCGUCAAAACCCUCCGGAGAAAGGACCGAAAACACGCCUCCCAAUAGGACUCAAAGUUCUCAUGAAGUCUCCUCAAUUGCUCAGGAAAACGUCCAUGGCACCGGGAAAACAAGAGAAAGAUAGUUUAAAUGAAGCUUCCAGAAGUUCUGUGACUUUGAACAAGUCUAAUCCCGAGGACUCCAGAGACCCAGCAAGUCUGGAGGCCUCAGGAGAGGAGAGAACAAUGGCCUUGCUAGGUCCACAAGGUCUGGACAGUUUAGCUAAAGGGCUUCCUUUAGAGUCAGCAUUGCCAGAGUCAUUAGAAAGCAGCAUCUCCAGAGCUGAUGGAAGAGAUAGGGUGGAGAGCAGAUCUGUGAAAAGAUCCUUCUCCUCCAGCAAGCCACACUUAAAGCCAGCUCUAGGCAUGAAUGGGGCCAAAGCUCGGAGCCAGAGCUUCAGCAUCCAUUUUGGAGAGAAGCCCUCCCAGCCCCCAACAGAAGGACCAGGCAAGAUUCGAACUCAAAUCAUUACCAACACAGCUGAGAGAGGCAAUUCCCUCACCAGGCAGAACAUCUCCAUGGAAGGGUCCCCAAGCAAGACCCCCUCUGUCUCCACAUCUGAUAACCUUCCCACUGUGGGAAGGCCCCUGGAACAGUCCUUUUCCAGGCAGGGUUCCCUCUGCAGCACAGGAAGUUCUAGCAGCCAGCAUGGAAGCCCAAGCAAGUUACCUUUGAGGGUGCUCACAAGGCCGGAAGAACUCCCCACCCCUGGAGUGGGAGACCAACAGAUCUAUACCCAGGAAGAAUGUCCUGGGGGGUAUGUAGUACAUGAGCAAUCUAGCAGUGCCCACCACAGACAUCCAUCCACUCCACCAGACUGCCCUCAAUCCCUACACAUCCCAGGGAGGUUGCAGCAUCCAGGCAAUUUAGAAACAAGUGGGAUAUCCAAGCUAGAAACUUCUGGACGCCAUCCAGAGGCUUCUCCCACCGGGCCUGGUAUCGUGAGCCCAGAAGCCCCCCUCACACCCUCCAUUGAAGAAAAGGUCAUGUUGUGCAUUCAGGAGAAUGUGGAAAAAGGCCAAGUACAGACAAAGUCCGCCUCUGUGGAAGUGAAGCCCAGGGCAGGGCCUUCAUUCACCAGCUGGUUUGGUUUUCGGAAGAGCAGGCUUCCAGCUCUCAGUAGCAGGAGAAUGGAGACCUCCAAAAGUAAAGUGGAAAAGAAAGAUACAAAACUGAAAUCAGAGAGGAAAAAAGAGAAGAAGAAAGCCGAGGUACAAUCCAAGCUAGAAAGUGAACUGAAUAGGGCGGGCACCAAGGCAGCAGAUGGUCGGAGUUCAGACGGUGGUUCGCGAACCACACAGAAUCUGAAAGCAUCGCAAGACAUUUAUAAUGAAAUGAAGUUGGAGCCAAGAAAUAGACCCAGCCCUGCUGUCUGCUCGACAAAAGACUCCUUCAUGACAGAACUUCUAAACAGAGUUGAUAAGAAAGCGGCUCUCCAGACAGAAAGUGGAUCAAAGGGUGUUUCCUGCAGGAGCGUGUUAGAGGGCACCUCCCAGGGCUCCUGUUUCACCAGCAGCUCUGUCAGCACUCAAGGAAGUCAAAAGAAAAACAUCAAAACCAAAGUCGAUAUGGAAAAACCAAGAGAAUCCCUGGGGGCAGAGGUCAACGAAGAAGACGAACGAGAGGAUGAAGAAGAUAGAGUUGCUGACUCUGCGCUUCAGAGCCACGUGAUCGAAUCAAACUGCCAGAUGAGAACACUGGACAGUGGGAUUGGAACCUUCCCUCUCCCAGACUCAGGAAACCGCUCCAUGGGACGAUACAUAUGCCAGCCGGGCUCCCCAGAGGACACUGAGCCCCUCCCGCCUCUCCAGCCAGCCCCUUGCUUAGCUUCCUCUGCCAGAGCCCAAACCCUGGAACGUGAAGUGCCUUCCUCCACAGACAGCCAGAACUCCUCUGAGUCCACCAUCAUCCAUUCCAUAUCGGACCCCAGCAUGAUGGCCAGAGGGAUGCGUCCGCAGAGUCGCCUUCCCAAGCCCACCUCCUCAGGAAAAACCAGUUUCCAAAAGCAGAAUGAAGCAGAGUCAAAGACCCAGCCUGGCCCCUCCUUUGACUCUGCUGAGGAUGCGGUGGCAAGUGAGCCCCUUUCAGGAUGGAGGGGCGAAGAUGCUACCGCUGAGACCCAGGAGCUGAAACAAGUUGAAGAAACAAAAGAAGAUCCUGAGAAUAGAUUAUCUGAAAUUUCCCUGGAGUCGUUCAAUAAAUUUAACAGCAAUACUGUGAUUUUAUUAGGAACAGAGAAGUCUCCAAGCACGGUUAAAGGACAAGAGGAAGGCCGGAAGACGGACGCGCCAUCGAGUGACUCGGCCAAGCCUGGGGUGGACAACGUGGAGUCUCUCAGUGACUCUCUGUAUGACAGCUUCUCCUCUUGUGCAAGCCAAGGUUCCCAUGAUGCCUAGGGGCACCCCUCAGCGAGACCUGAGCACAGAGCUGGGCAUGCAGGGAGUACUGAGUCCAGAGAAGCUGAAGGCAGCCCGCACACACGAGUUGACUCCCCUAGUGGACUGAUAAAGAUCGCCGCCGCGACUUCCUGUGUUUCAUGAGGAUUAAAAGCAAAAUAUGAUAGAGAGUUCUCAAUGUUUGCACUUUUUUUUUUGAGUAUUUGUAUAAAAGCUGUAAAUUUUGGGGGAAGAGAAAUUAUAUUUCUAGGGGGAGAAAGAUAGCAAUAAAAAGAGUUGGCGCCAUGCUCUUGAAAUGAUGUAUUAAGUUUUAGAAGUUGAUAAUAUAUUUUUGAAAAAAAAAAAAAAAACUCUACCUAAGGAUUUUGUGAAGUUAAUCAUCCUGGUCCUCAAAUCAUUCGUGUGUACACUGUCAGUCUGAACCUGGGGCCUGCAGAAGAGUUAGAGGGUUGAGGUGAUCGCUGUCUCUCAGAGUCUCAUUUUGAUUGAAUUUUGAAUGGUGGUCCAGUUUCCAGAUUGCCACUAGGAAGACUGACGUUGUAAUGCCAUCUAUCAGUAGUGCUUCUGCUGUGUGCAGACGGGAGCAAGUCUUAGCAGGCUUCCCCUCCAGCAUCUCCCAUCGUCUCCAUUGUAUUUCUCUACAAUUCUGAGUGUUUGUUGACUUUUUUUUUUUUAUCUCCCUGCUUUUUUAAAUUAAAAUCUGGGUACUCUAUUUGCCAUAUCCACUUUAUAGAAAUAAAUGAAUGGUUGGUGCUAUGAAAAUUUCUUACUUUUUAAUAUCCUUUUUUCUAUUAAAGACUGUUUAUAUGUGAGGAUAAAUUCUAUUUUAAAGGUUACGUGUAUUUUUUCUAGACGUGAACUAUUUAUAAUUCCUUCUGUACAGAAGCCUGCAGACUGGGCAGAGUAGAGCUGUGUUUAGGACUUGUGCGGUUGCCUUAGCACACCUGUAUCUUUAUAGAGUAUUGUAUGACCAGUGUUAUUUUAUUUGUGCAAUUUGUUGUAUUUGGAUUUUGUUAUCCUAAAUUCAAGUUGUGUAAAGCAUCUUUGUCUUUCAGACUUUAAAAAUCCUUUUGUUUCAUUUCAUUUCGGAAUAAAAGUCCUAUCACACCCUC